AUGGCUCGCAAGGUGCUUAUAGGUUUUGGAGUGGAUGUCGAUGCAGUAGCAGGGUGGCUGGGCUCGUACGGAGGAGAAGACUCUGUCUCGGACAUUUCUAGGGGUAUCUACGCUGGCGAAGUGGGUUCGAUGCGUCUCUUGAAGCUGUUCGAACGCUAUAAUAUCAAGACGACUUGGUUUAUACCCGGGCAUAGCCUGGAGACCUUCCCUGAGCAAAUGGCUGCUGUACGUGACGCUGGGCAUGAAAUAGGACUACACGGUUACUCCCACGAGAAUCCAGUCUCUAUGACGCUCGAACAACAGAAAGACAUUCUCGACCACACGUUCACAUUGCUCACCAAAUUCAAUAAUGGAGUACCUCCUAAGGGAAGCGUAGCGCCUUGGUGGGAGACGAGUAAAGAAGGCACGGAACUCCUGUUGGACAAAGGAAUAGAGUAUGAUCAUUCCGAUAUGUGUCACGACUCCCAGGCAUACUAUCUACAUGAUCAGCAUACCUGGCACAAGAUUGACUAUAGCGCGAAGGCGGAGAGCUGGAUGAAACCUCUUCGAAAGGGUAGCCAGACCGGUCUCGUGGAGAUCCCGGCUAACUGGUAUCUGGACGACCUGCCGCCUAUGAUGUUCAUUAAGGCGAGCCAGAACUCGCACGGAUGGGUAAACACUAGAGACGUCGAACAGCUCUGGAAGGAUACCUUUACUUACCUUUACCGGGAGGAAGAAAACUUUAUCUUCCCGAUAACCAUCCAUCCGGAUGUUUCUGGUCGACCUCAUGUUCUGCUGAUGUUGGAGAGAUUCAUUGACUGGGUGAAUACGCAUGAGCACAUUCAGUGGGUACCCAUGAUAGAGAUGGCGCGAGAGUUCCGCGGUCGGCUGCAUUUCCUUAUCUAUGAACAAAUGCGGAUGAUCGUCUCGUCGUUCCCUCCGCUACUCUGCUUCCAGAACUCUUGUCACCUGGAGAUACUCGCGCGUUCCGCGGUCAUCGGACCUGGAAUGCGGGCACCCGCGAGCUAUAAGAACCAACCGUUUGCAAGCGGGAGCCACAUAUAUGCCAUGGGACAGCUAGCUUCGACCAUAGCAGCUGCGAUCAUGUCUGACCCUCUACGUCAUCUAGAUACGGAGCUGGCGCAGUCAAAAGAGACAGUCGUGGCGCAGACGCGAUACGGGCCUGUGAAGGGCAGGCGUGCAGCUAACGGUGCUGCGUGCUUCCUCGAGGUUCCGUACGCGCUUCCCGCGGAGCGCUGGAAAGAUCCCCGUCCGUUGCCAAAGGAUUAUCGAUAUGAAGAGAAGGAGUACAUACGCGAGAGUAGAUAUGGAUAUCAGCCAAGUAGGAACGGACAAGCGGCCGGGUCCGCCCCCAAGGAUGGGCUAGGAUAUGGCGAACCUUCUGAGGACCCCCUCUUCGUCAAUAUUGUUGCGCCGCCUUCAUUCGCGGUGUCAGGAGAGGCACUAACCAAGUACCCCGUCAAAGUUUACAUUCACGGAGGUUUCCUCCAGUUCGGCUCACCGCACGGCCUGAGCUCUCAAGCGCAAUACGUAGCGGCAGAGCGUAAUGAGCUCUGGAUCAACAUUGGAUACCGCCUUUCUGCCUUCGGUUUCCUCGCAAGCGCCGUACCGGAUGUUCCUGGAAACUUUGGUUUCAAGGAUCAGUGGACUGCGCUCGAAUGGGUUCGCGCAAACGCAGCAUCCUUUGGGGGGGACCCGGAUGAUAUUGAGCUGAACGGUUUAUCUGCGGGUGCCCAUUCAGUACAUCAGCUUCUGCACCACGCUUCGCGUUUGCCAGCGGGAGUGCGCUCACCGUUCACCUCUGCAGCGCUCCAGUCCAAUGCGAUCGCGACAGAUCCGAAGACCCCGGGCGAGCUACAAGCCCAGUUCAAUGCCCUCUGUGACGCACUGGAGCUGGAUCCCAAUGUACAGGAUGUGCUCGACACGCUGCGAAGCACAUCUUGGAAGCGCAUCACGGAUCUCAUCGACGCCGAAGCUGUUGGUCCGCACGGCACACACGGCACCUUCCGAGGCGCUUCCGACGGGUCCUGGAUGUCUGUUGAUCCUGGGGCAAUGGAGUGGCAACGCAGCGGCGGACUUGCGCGAGGACUCAAAGCAGCAGGCGUACGGGCUGUACUCAUGGGAGACCUUACGGAGGAAUGGUACCUGUACGCUUUGGCCCAUGAGGUGAACAGUACUCACGAGAUACGGGCCAACCUCGCACGCUACUAUCCCGCAGGUGUCGUGGACACGAUGAUGGAGUUGUACAAAGACAGAAUGCGGGAUGAUCUCAGCAAGGACGAGCUGUUCCGCUUAUUGGGGGAUAUGCUUUCUGAGGGUCAAGUGCACUUACCUGUGCGCUUGUUACAUCGCGAUCUGCUGGCCGCGGGCUUUCCUGUUGCCCGGUAUCAAAUACGCUGGACUCCGGAGCAAGGGCGUCCACUGGGCUAUGUCACGCAUGCAACAGAUCGUUCGUUGUGGGCGUUCCGCAAGCCUGCGCUCAAAGAAGACCAGAUACCAGUGGCGCGCGAAUGGUUGAACACGAUCUCCACCGAGUUCGCAAGACUACAAACCGGAGGGGCACCACGCGGGGAGCGGGAAAUAUUGACACUCAAGGAAGACCGCACUAUCGGCUGGACGGAGGAUGCACGGUGGGACGAGUACAUCUCAUGA
Peniophora sp. CBMAI 1063 is the source of this 2652-nucleotide messenger RNA. The record is from the annotation of a GenBank genome assembly. Lineage: Eukaryota; Fungi; Basidiomycota; Agaricomycetes; Russulales; Peniophoraceae.